Molecule: messenger RNA, 1363 nt
Organism: Schizosaccharomyces cryophilus OY26
Lineage: Eukaryota; Fungi; Ascomycota; Schizosaccharomycetes; Schizosaccharomycetales; Schizosaccharomycetaceae
Product: adenosine kinase
Exons: 1
Coding region: 67-1089 (340 amino acids)
Biological process (GO): purine ribonucleoside salvage
Cellular component (GO): cytosol; nucleus
Molecular function (GO): adenosine kinase activity
Source: RefSeq, a predicted model, not a curated record
GAAAGUCGUGUGGAACUGCAGUUAACCUUUUCCUAUAUCCUUUGUAAAAGGUUUUUAGUUUUCGUCAUGUCCUCUUACGUCUUGUUUGGAUUAGAGAAUCCUCUAUUGGAUUAUUACGUUGGAGGAGAAGAUGCUACACUCCAAAAAUAUGGACUGAAGAGCAACGAUGCCGUUUUGGCAUCUGAGAAUCAAAUGGGCAUUUACAAGGAGCCCUGUGUCAGUUAUGGAGCUGGUGGUGCUGCUCAAAACAGCUGCCGUGCUGCUCAAUACGUCCUUCCUCCCAACUCUACUGUUUUUGCUGGUUGUGUCGGUGAUGACGACUUUGCUCGCAUGCUUCGUGAAUCCAAUGAGAAGGCUGGUUUGCGUUCUGUGUUUGCUGUUGAUCCUUCCGCAACUACUGGUGUUUGUGCCGUUGUUUUGAGUAACAACAACAAGUGUCGCUCUUUGUGCACAAAUUUGGGAGCUGCUAAUAACUAUAAGCUUGAGAACUUAAAGGCUCCCGAAGUUUGGAGCCUUGUUGAAGGUUCUAGAGUUAUUUACGUUGGUGGAUACCACUUGACUGUCAGUCCGGAAUCCAUGUUGGAAUUGGCUAAGCAUGCCGUUGAAAAAAACAAGCCUUAUAUUAUGAACCUCAGUGCUCCUUUCCUCUCUCAAUUCUUUAAGGAACAGAUGGACUCUGUUGUCCCUUACUGUGACUAUAUCAUUGGUAAUGAGUCCGAAAUACUCAGCUAUGGAGAGCACCACGGCAUUGAAACUAAGGAUGUUGGCGAAGUUGCCUUGGCUUUGGCUUCUGUUGAGAAAGUAAACAAGAAGCGCAGCCGUGCUGUUGUUAUUACACAAGGUGCUGAUGCCACUAUCGUUGUUCAAGAUGGUAAAGUGAACACCUACAAGCCUAAUCACGUCCCUGCUGAGGAAAUUGUCGACACCAAUGGUGCAGGUGAUGCGUUUGCUGGUGGCUUCAUCGCUGCUCUCGCUGAAGAACACGGUAUCGACUAUGCUAUUACUCUCGGCCACUGGUUGGGUCAAGAAUGUAUCAAAGUAAGCGGUACAACCCUUCCCCUUCCCAAAAAGCAAUAUCCUCUUCCUUAAUUUAACUGCAUAUAUAGAUAGAAAAGAGGUAGCUCUUUAGUAUAUCGCUGUUACAUAUAAUCAAUAAGUUUCUGGGCUUUAUAGGUUUCGAAAUACUUGAAUAAACUCAAUAAACAAAGUCAUCAUCAGUUUGAGAUACCUCAAGUCGGCUGUGUUACUUUUUUUGUAAUCCUUUUUUUGCCAUGACUUUGUACAGUUUGUAGUUCUUUUUCUGGUAAAGACCAAAUGUCCUUGUCAUUCAUGUCAACAUCUGUUCGGGAGUAUUGAGCCCUCC